GUGGAUUAUUUUACAUCGGAAGAUUUUUACGAGAAAGUGAAUCGACCCGUGUUUGAUUCCGAGCGAAUGAUUCUUAAGAGUCGGUUCAUUUCUACGGGAUUAAAACGAUCAAGUGUGUCGGUUAUUUUAGCUCUGCUAUUGAAAUCUGAUCAUAACCGACUUGAAAUUGAGGAAAUAUGGAGACUGAGGAAGAACCCUGCAUAAUAAAAGUUGAAGAUACAGAGGAACUAAUAGACCUGGUGGAAGUGAAUGAAGACAAGUGGCAUCAGAAACCUCAUUUCAUGAAUGUAAACACAGACAUUACAAAGGCUGAACAGAGUUUCACAACAAAUCAAGCUGGAGUUUGUCUUGAAGGAAAUGUAACUGAGUACAUAAGAAUUAACGGCAGGUUCACCUGUCUUCAGUGUGGAAAGAAUUACGAGCAUAAGGGAAACCUAAACGUACACAUGAGGAUUCACACUGGAGAAAGACCAUUCACAUGUGAUCAUUGUGGAAAGAGCUUCAGUAACAAAGGAAACCUUGAAAAGCAUUUCAGAAUUCAUACAGGAGAGAGACCAUUCAAAUGUCAUCACUGUGGAAAGAGCUUUUACGACAAGGGAAAGUUUAAUGAGCACAUGAGGAUUCACACUAGAGACUCGCUGUUCACCUGUACUGAGUGUGGAAAGAGUUUUAUUCAGAAAGCAGGAUUGAAGAGUCAUCUGAAUGUUCACUCUGAGGAAAGACCGUUCGUGUGUGCUCAGUGUGGAAAGGGUUUCAAAACUGAAAGCAACCUCAAAAGUCAUCAGCUCUCUCAUUCUGGAGUGAGGUCGUUCAACUGUGAUCAGUGCGAUAAAACAUUUAUUCGUGCGUCAAACUUGAGGGAACACCUUAAAGUUCAUGUCGGACUGAAGCCUCAUGUUUGCUCCUUAUGUGGAAAGAGCUUCUUACGACUGGAAACUUUACAAGUUCACCAAAGGAUUCAUACUGGAGUGAGACCUUAUAUGUGUUCAGACUGCGGGAAGAACUUUACUAUAUUAGGCGACUUAAAGAAACACCAGAGGAUUCACACUGGAGAGAAACCGCACAAGUGUUCACACUGUGGAAAGAGUUUCACUUUUUCAGGAAACCUGAAAAAUCAUGAGAGAGUUCACACUGGAGAAAAGCCGUAUGCGUGCUCUACAUGUGGGAAGAGCUUCAAUCAACUUUCUAAUCUACGAGUUCAUAUUAAACAUAACAAGUGUUGCCUAAUGUCGCCUAAAUAAGAAAUGUUUCCGAAUCAGAUCUGUCACUUACAAGACAAUCAUGCGAUAUUUAAAAACAAUACAUUCAUUUUUCUUCGGCUAAGUCUCUAUUUCAGAGGUUGCCACAGCGGAAUGAACCACCAACUAUUCCAGCAUAUGUUUUACACAGCUCUUCCAGAUGCAACCCAGUUCUGGGGAACACCCACACAAAACAAUACAUUUGGAAUCAUUUCGAACAUUUCAUCUAAUAAAUUAAUUGUGCAUUUGAGCUUUUCUAAAAUGAUGGCAACAUCUGUUAAUCCAGUCGUUUGUUUACAUGUUGAUGUGUUGCUCCAGGGGCCUGUUUCAGUAAGGAGGUUCAACCAACUCUGAGUUUAAACUUGAACUCUGAGUUGAUUUACCGAGAGAUUAAAAACUCAGAGUUUUCAGUUUCGGAAUAGCAGAUCUGAAUUGGAUCAAUCAACUUUGAGUAGAGCAACUCAGAGUUAAGCGGGCACACCGCGACAAUAAAAAGGCAUUUUCAAUGGAGCGCAGAUAUUACGAGUGACUAUGGCAACAUCUGAAAAAAGAGAUCAGCAUUUCUUUCUCCAGCUGAACUUGAUGUGCUCAUGCAAAGUUAUAGCAAAUAUGACCAUGGAUUUAAAAAGCAACACCACUGCAUCAGGGAAACAGAGACAGUUAGCAUGGGAAAACAGCUGCUCAAGUUAAUGCGUAAUUUUACAUCUAAAGUAUUUAAAUAUUUAAAUAUAAUUAAAUAAGUUAUGCUAUGUGUGAUGUUUAUAAGAUUUUUACACACGUUCCCACUUUUAUACACGUUUAUCAAUUUUAAUAGAUGUAAAAGUGCACUUGUCUGCCUUUAUUAUUGAUCAAGUGAUUGAGGUUAAUAUGACAUUUAGAAUGUAAGCAGAACUAAACAAUAGUUUUAGAAAGAAUAAUAAUCCCAUUAAUCUAGUUACAGCACAUGUCGAAGGUCUGUGAAUUUAAGCUAAUUAUUUAUUAAAAAAGGACAAGCCAUUCUCGUACGUGACAUUGUUCUUUGUUUGACUGAAAUGUAGGCAAUAGCUAUGUUUCCAUCCAAAUAUUAGUUAAAUUUAUGUGCAAAACCGGAAUAAAUAAAAAAUGUCCAAAUAAAGCAGCGUUUCCAUCCAAUGAGUCAAAGAGAACAAAAUCGUCACUUCCUGAUUAUCUGGCGCCAAAUAUCAACAGUAAAAACAGAAUUUACUGCAGUAGAAGAAGCUGCGUCAGUCUUUUCUUUAUUUAAUAAAUGUACUUGCUCCUCAGAAGACACAUGCUGACACACAAUGAACACGUGGGGGCGUUUGACACUCUUGACAUGCUCCAGAUGCUCUGGAGGUCAUUAAUAUUAUCUUAAUGAUAAGAUAAUGUACUAAUGUACUUAUCCAGAGCGAGCAGAAGGGCUGCCAAAAUCACUCUGGACCCCUCACACCCAGCACACUGCCUCUUUGAACUUUUACCUUCUGGUCGACGCUACAGAGCACUGCGCACCAGAACAGCCCGACACAGAAACAGUUUCUUCCCUCAGGCAAUCCAUCUCAUGAACACUUGAUGAUGAUAAUUGUGGAACCAACAUCACUACUUGCUAUACACUUUUAUACACAUAUACACUUAUUUAACAACACACUUUACAUGCCAAUUUGCACAUAACAGCUGCACAUAUAACGUUGUAUAUAGUAAUAAACAUGUACAUACACUUGUCAAUCUGUAUAUUGCAUUCACUACUUACUUCUAUUUUUUAAAUGUAUUUAUUAUCUGUUUUUUGUCCUGUCUCUGUAAUUCUGUUGCACUGUAGAAGCUCUGUCACCAAAACAAAUUCCUCGUAUGUGUGAACAUACCUGGCAAUAAAGCUCUUUCUGAUUCUGAUUCUGAUAAUAAUAUACAUUAAAACUGAAACGGUUAAGGUGUUUUAGAAUGACUAAAUCAACAUUUCAGAUGUGUUGCAGUGUGCUCAGCCUGCUGAUUUGUCCAUUCACACAUAUUUUCAUCAUCAUCUCUUAUAACAAACCUUUUUUAUUGCACAUAAUUUGUGGAAUAAAUUUGUCUAGUAAAAGAAAUGAAGAAGAUUUCUAUUUACUAAACCUAUAUGAAGACACAUUUAAUUGGUUGAGUGGAGGGCCCUACGAUUCUGCCAUUAUAUAUCUUUGAAAACAGGUGAUAGGUUAAGGCAAAGGGGUCAUAAAAGAGCAUGAGAGAGGACUUGGGGAUGCAUUGAGAAGCAUCUGUGUCAGAA
Molecule: messenger RNA, 3468 nt
Organism: Danio aesculapii
Lineage: Eukaryota; Metazoa; Chordata; Actinopteri; Cypriniformes; Danionidae
Product: zinc finger protein 239
Exons: 2
Coding region: 177-1241 (354 amino acids)
Biological process (GO): regulation of transcription by RNA polymerase II
Molecular function (GO): RNA polymerase II cis-regulatory region sequence-specific DNA binding; DNA-binding transcription factor activity
Source: RefSeq, a predicted model, not a curated record